Messenger RNA from Phytophthora infestans T30-4, 1071 nucleotides. RefSeq names its product glucan 1,3-beta-glucosidase, putative. Gene Ontology annotation, molecular function: hydrolase activity, hydrolyzing O-glycosyl compounds. NCBI's taxonomy places the organism in Eukaryota, Oomycota, Peronosporomycetes, Peronosporales, Peronosporaceae. The record is from RefSeq and is a predicted model, not a curated record. Bases 1 to 1071 code for a protein of 356 amino acids. Gene Ontology annotation, biological process: carbohydrate metabolic process. The transcript is spliced from 2 exons.
AUGGUUCGCGUGCUCGCCCUCUCCGCUGCUGCUGUUGCCGCCCUGGCGUCCUCGACGUCGGCGCUGGACCAGAAGCUCUACGGUCUCAACUACGACCUGCGUCAAGGCCCUGACUGGGAUCCCAGCAAGUGCAAGUCCGCGGACACCAUCGCUGCUGACCUCAAAAUCCUUAGCACCAUCACAUCUAAUGUGCGUACCUACAGUCUCUCGGACUGCGAUGUCACGGGCGUGCUCAAGGCUGCCAAGGACUUGUCGCUCACUGUAUGGCUCGGCGUCUGGGUGUCCGAGGACGAGAAGGUGUACGACGCCGAAGUCAAGGCCUUCAAGGAGCUCAUCAGCGCCGGCCUCAUUGACAGCAACGUCGUGGGAAUAAACGUCGGCAGUGAGGCUGUGUACCGCGAGGACAUCUCGGCUCAACAGGCAAUCAAGUACGUGACCGACUUCAAGAAGGUCAUGUCGGACAACGACAUCAGCGUGCCCGUCAGUAUCACGGACAUCAUCGACACGUUCGUGCAGUACCCGGACAUGCUCAAGGCCGGCGACAUCGUGACUAUCAACCAGUUCCCCUUCUGGGAGAAGAUCGAGGCGGACAAGGCUGCCGCUCAGUUCAACAAGCGUAUUCAGCCUCUGCUCAAGAUGGCUGGCGACAUGGAAGUCAUUAUCAGUGAGACCGGUUGGCCCACGGGUGGCUCAGCCAAGAACGGAUCGGUAGCCUCGGAGGAGAACGGCGCCGUCUUCUUGAACGACUUCUAUCAGUUGGCGGAGUCGAAGGGGUGGAAGUACUACUACUUCGCGGGUUUCGACACGCCCUACAAGGAGGAGCAGGCGGAUGAUGCGACCACAGUGGAGUCGCACUUCGGUAUCUUCGACGACAAGGGAACCAUGAAGCCGGCGUACGAGAACCUCAAAUUCACCAAGAACGACGAUUUGGGAACGUCGGGCAGCUCCGAUACGACCACUUCGUCGGGAUCGACGAGCACCAUUUCGACUGAAAACGGAUCGUCGCAGCUCGUUGCUGCCAGCUUUGUUGCCGUCAUUGGCGUCGUAUCCACCAUGUUCUGGAGCCUGUAA